AUGUAUCAGAAGGUGCUUCUUUUCUCUGCCCUGGCGGCAGCAGCCCGUGCCCAGCAGGCUGGCACAUUGACGGCUGAAACCCAUCCCUCGUUGACCUGGCAGAAGUGCACUGCCGCUGGCAGCUGCACUGACCAGACGGGUUCUGUUGUCAUUGAUUCCAAUUGGCGCUGGCUUCACUCCGUCGAUGGCUCCACAAACUGCUACACUGGAAAUACGUGGGAUGCAACCCUUUGCCCCGACGACGAGACCUGUGCCACAAAUUGUGCCCUGGAUGGUGCCGACUAUGAAGGCACCUAUGGUGCAACCACCGAUGGCAACGCUCUGACUUUGAACUUUGUCACCGGCGCCAAUGUUGGCUCUCGUUUGUUCCUCAUGGAGGAUGACAGCACCUACCAAAUGUUCAAGCUGCUCAACCAAGAGUUCACAUUUGACGUGGAUACCUCCAAGCUGCCUUGUGGUCUCAACGGAGCUUUGUACUUCGUCUCCAUGGACUCCGACGGUGGCAUGUCCAAGUACGAUGGCAACAAGGCCGGCGCCAAGUACGGUACUGGAUACUGUGAUUCUCAGUGCCCUCGUGAUUUGAAGUUCAUCAACGGCCAGGCCAACGUCGAUGGCUGGGAGCCCUCUGCCAGCGACAAGAACGCUGGUAUUGGCGGCCAUGGAUCUUGCUGCGCUGAGAUGGAUGUUUGGGAGGCUAAUAGCAUCUCGACCGCUUUCACUCCCCACCCUUGCGACACUGCCGGACAGACCAUGUGCGAGGGUGACAACUGUGGUGGAACUUACUCCUCCAGCCGCUACGCAGGCACCUGCGAUCCCGAUGGAUGCGACUUCAACUCCUACCGCAUGGGCAACGAGACUUUCUUCGGUCCCGGCAAGACCGUCGACACCAACUCCAAGAUGACCGUGGUCACCCAGUUCAUCACCAGCGAUGGCACCGACUCCGGCACCCUCAGCGAGAUCAAGCGUAUCUACGUGCAGAAUGGCAAGGUCAUCGCCAACUCCGCCUCUGAUGUCAGUGGUGUCUCCGGAAACUCGCUCACCACGGACUUCUGCAAGGCCCAGAAGACUGCCUUUGGCGAUGAGGACAUCUUCACUAAGCACGGUGGUCUGUCUGCUAUGGGUGAAGGCUUGGACCAGGGCAUGGUUCUGGUCAUGAGCUUGUGGGAUGACCACUAUUCCAACAUGCUCUGGUUGGACGGCGAGACUUACCCCACUGAUGCGACUGCUGGCAGCCCUGGAGUUGCUCGCGGUACUUGCGCCACUAGCUCUGGUGACCCCGACACUAUCGAGGCCGCCUCGGGCUCCGCCGCAGUGACCUACUCUAACAUCAAGGUCGGUCCUAUUGGUUCCACUUACUCUUCUUAA
Molecule: messenger RNA, 1365 nt
Organism: Penicillium soppii
Lineage: Eukaryota; Fungi; Ascomycota; Eurotiomycetes; Eurotiales; Aspergillaceae
Product: glycoside hydrolase family 7 protein
Exons: 3
Coding region: 1-1365 (454 amino acids)
Biological process (GO): carbohydrate metabolic process
Molecular function (GO): hydrolase activity, hydrolyzing O-glycosyl compounds
Source: RefSeq, a predicted model, not a curated record